Molecule: messenger RNA, 2853 nt
Organism: Microdochium trichocladiopsis
Lineage: Eukaryota; Fungi; Ascomycota; Sordariomycetes; Xylariales; Microdochiaceae
Product: RNA-metabolising metallo-beta-lactamase
Exons: 2
Coding region: 1-2853 (950 amino acids)
Biological process (GO): mRNA 3'-end processing by stem-loop binding and cleavage
Cellular component (GO): mRNA cleavage and polyadenylation specificity factor complex
Molecular function (GO): RNA binding
Source: RefSeq, a predicted model, not a curated record
AUGUUCACCUACACGCCUUUGCAAGGCGCGCUGUCCGACUCGACUGCGUCGCAAUCUAUCCUGGAGCUUGAUGGAGGCAUAAAAGUCCUCGUCGAUGUCGGCUGGGACGAUUCAUUUGAUGUCGAAAAGCUCAAGGAACUCGAAAAACAGGUCUCGACAUUAUCACUCAUCCUGUUGACGCAUGCCACGACCGAGCACCUGGCCGCCUACGCCCAUUGCUGCAAACACUUCCCGCUGUUUACGCGCAUUCCCGUCUACGCGACAACACCAGUAAUUGCGCUGGGCCGGACGCUCCUUCAGGACCUCUAUUCGUCGAGCCCAGCGGCUGCAACUACAAUCCCCAAGAACACCCUAGAUGGUGCGUCAGAUUACGAGUCGCAACAAAUCACAACAUCGGCAAACAUACUACGACAGCCGCCAACCUACGACGAAAUCUCGACAUACUUCUCCCUCAUCCACCCGCUGAAAUAUUCGCAGCCGCAUCAGCCUCUGGGAUCUCCAUUCUCACCACCACUCAAUGGGUUGACCAUCACAGCGUACAACUCUGGCCACACCCUCGGAGGAACCAUUUGGCACAUUCAACAUGGAUUGGAGUCGAUAGUCCAUGCCGUGGACUGGCAUCAGGGACGUGAGAAUGUUUAUGCUGGAGCUGCCUGGCUCGGUGGAGCUGGAGGAGGAGGCGCACAAGUCAUCGAGCAGCUACGAAAGCCGACCGCGCUUGUUUGUAGUAGCCGAGGUGGAGAGAAACCUUCUGUUGCUGGCGGCCGUGUUAAGAGAGACGAGCUGCUGCUAGAGAAGAUCAAGGACUGUGUCGCCCACGGCGGCACGGUGCUCAUCCCCACUGAUUCCAGCGCCAGAAUGCUGGAGCUGGCAUAUCUUCUAGAGCAUGCUUGGCGAGCCGAUUCGCAGAGCCAGGACGGCAACCUGAGAUCUGCGAAAUUGUAUCUGGCAAGCCGCAGCGUGCACAGCACAAUGAGAUAUGUGCGCAGCAUGCUUGAGUGGAUGGACGACAGUAUCGUUCGCGAAUUUGAGGCAGUAGCGGACACCAUCAAGAAACCCGGAGGAUCAGGCCAGACGAAGGGGGCAGGUCCGUUUGACUUCAAGUUUAUGAGGCUGUUGGACCGCAAAGGCCAAAUCGACAAGAUUCUGCAACCUCCAUCUGACGACCAGAUGAGCGUCGGGCGUGUCAUUCUGGCAAGCGAUUCGAGCCUGGAAUGGGGUUUUUCGAACCAAGUCCUCAGACAGAUUGCGUCGAACCCACUCAAUCUUGUCAUUUUGACGGAAGAGCCGCCAUUGGCAUCCAAGAGUCGACCGUCCACUGCCAGAAUGCUGUGGUCUUGGCUGAGCGAAAAGCGCCAAGCGGGCUCAGAAGAGAAGCUUGACCCAGCAGGGCGUGAGCUUGAAAUACGCCUGGCGCAGAAAGAACCUCUCGAGGGCCCCGACCUUGCGAAUUACCAACAGUGGCUCGCGCAACAGCGUCAGCUGCAAACAACCCUGCAAGUUGGCGGCACUGCCGCACUAGAGGCUGCGGGCGACGUUGCCGAUGAUGUUUCCGAUUCCUCGUCUGACUCCGAGGAUGACGACGACGAACAGCAAGGCAAGGCGCUCAACGCGGCGACGACACUGGCGCAGGCCAGUCGCAAGAAAGCGGCGCUCACGGACGAGGAUCUGGGCAUCAAUAUCCUGCUCAAGAAGAAAGGUGUCUACGACUUUGACGUGCGGAAUAAGAAGGGCAGAGACCGCAUGUUCCCGCACGCCAUCCGCAAGAAACGAGCGGACGACUAUGGAGAAUUGAUCCGCCCCGAAGAUUUUCUGAGAGCUGAGGAGCGAGCUGAAGCGGAUGCAGCAGAGGCGGAAAUGAUCAGCAAGAGCGCCGAGCAAGACGGCUUUGGGAAGAAACGCAAAUGGGACGACAGUACCGCGAAGGGCAAGAAUAACGGCCAGACUGGCCAGAAGAGGCCACAACUAAAGCGUAGGGGCUCUGACGAUGCAGAUGGUGGCCAGGCAGAGGAGGCAGUCCAAGAUGAGCUCGAUGAGGUGCCCGAGGAUGAGGACGAAUCCGCCAACAGUCCGUCCAAGCUCGUCGUAACCAUCGACAAAAUGCAGAUCCACAUGCAGAUCGACUUUGUCGAUUUCAGUGGCAUACAUGACAAGCGCAGCUUGCACAUGCUUUUGCCUCUAAUCCAGCCCCGGAAGUUGAUUCUAACCAGCGGCGGUGAAGACGAAACCCUGAAACUCGCAUCCGCCGUCAAGCAGCUGUUUGCUGAGGACUCGAUCGACAUCUAUACACCGACAAUGGGCACGUCGAUCGAUGCCAGUGUCGACACCCACGCAUGGGUUGUCAAGCUUGCACCAGCACUGGUCAAGCAAUUGAGGUGGCAGAAUGUCCGCGGCUUGAGCAUUGCUACAGUGACUGGCCGACUGCUGUCACUCGCAAAGGCUGACCAGAAGGAGGAGGAUGAGGCAGCCAAAAAGCGCCUGAAGACCGAAGAUGCCAUGGACGAGAGCGCUGAUCAACCUGAAAGCGUCGCGGUGGAGCCAACUCUUGACGUCGUGCCCAGCAACAUGGCAUCUGCGGCACGUUCGCAUGCGCAACCCUUGCACGUUGGCGACCUCCGUCUUGCCGAUCUCCGGAAGGCAAUGCAGCAAGCUGGACACACGGCAGAGUUCAGGGGUGAAGGCACACUGCUUGUAGACGGGUCAGUGGUUGUCAGGAAGACCACGACUGGCCGCAUCAACGUGGAGAGCAUUGGGUUGCCGACCGACGGUGGUCCCGCGACACAGUUUGGCGGCACAUUCUACGCAGUCAAGAAAUCCAUCUACGAGAGUCUGGCUGUCGUCGCCGGCGCCUAA